Plasmodium inui San Antonio 1 is the source of this 690-nucleotide messenger RNA. RefSeq names its product cytochrome c oxidase assembly protein subunit 11. Gene Ontology annotation, cellular component: mitochondrial inner membrane. Gene Ontology annotation, molecular function: copper ion binding. The transcript has a single exon. The coding region runs from base 1 to 690 and encodes 229 amino acids. The record is from RefSeq and is a predicted model, not a curated record. NCBI's taxonomy places the organism in Eukaryota, Apicomplexa, Aconoidasida, Haemosporida, Plasmodiidae.
AUGAGCGUCAUAAAAAGGAUCUUGAGCAGGCUGAUCAUGAACAGAACAAACAAGGGGAAGAACAAUUUCUCCCUGUUAGAAAAGAAAGAAAAAUUGGAAACCCCAUACUUAUAUUUGUCCCUAUCCGCCUGCAUGCUUGGAUUAUCCUUUGCCUUCGUCCCACUGUACCAGUUGUUUUGCCAAUCAACUGGAUACGGUGGAACCAUACAAAAUAAAAUCGACAUCAGAAAAGUUUUGGAGAAGAAAAACGCAAAUAAUAAGAACAGAUUAAUUGAAGUAAACUUUACGAGUCAGUCUAAUAUGCCAUGGGUGUUCGAACCAGAACAGAAAAAAAUAAUUGUAAAACCUGGGGAAACGGUGUUAGCAUUUUAUAAAGCAAAAAAUUUGCUUGACAAACCAAUUAUAGGAAUAGCUCUCUACCAUGUGCUUCCUGACGAGGCAGGUUUAUACUUCAAUAAAAUUCAGUGCUUUUGUUUUGAAGAACAGAUGCUAAAUGCGAAUGAAGAAAUUGAUUUGCCAGUUCUGUUUUUCAUAGAUCCCGACAUUUUAAAUGAUUCUAGAUUAAAAAAUUUGGAGAAAAUUACCCUGUCGUAUAUUUUUUUUGAGUCUGACUCGGAAAUCCCCGAAGAAUAUCAGCACCUUUCAAGGGCAAUCGCACCGAGGAAGAAACCCGAAAUUCAAGUCAUUUGA